Molecule: messenger RNA, 996 nt
Organism: Wyeomyia smithii (pitcher-plant mosquito)
Lineage: Eukaryota; Metazoa; Arthropoda; Insecta; Diptera; Culicidae
Exons: 1
Coding region: 1-996 (331 amino acids)
Biological process (GO): DNA integration
Molecular function (GO): nucleic acid binding
Source: RefSeq, a predicted model, not a curated record
AUGAACACUGCUCUGGAGAAAAGGCAGCUGAAACAAAAUCGAAGUGUGCCAUUGAAGUCGAAAUUGAGAUUUCUGAAACCGCAGCUCGUCGAAGGUCUUAUUCGAGUUGGUGGCCGGUUGCAUCACUGUACGCUUGCUGUCGACGAAAAGCAUCCUGUCGUGCUACCGGCUAAACAUCAUCUUGCAAUUUUAAUAGCACGACAUAUUCAUGAGGAAACAAUGCACGGUGGCCCAAAUUUGCUGCUAUCAACAAUUCGCCAACGGUUUUGGGCACUGAUGGGACGUGAUUUAGCUCGUUGCACUGUACAUCGCUGUGUCACAUGCGCUCGAGCUCGUCCACGGUCUCUAGAACAGCUGAUGGGUGAUCUACCACCGGUGCGAUUCACCAAGUCCUUCCCAUUCGAAAACGUCGGGGUAGAUUUCGCUGGGCCUGUAUAUUUGAAACCCGCCAGCAAAAAGGCCGCUCCCGUAAAGGCGUAUGUAGCAGUGUAUGUUUGCCUCGUUACAAAAGCGGUCCAUUUGGAUUUAAUCCCCGAUAUGACUACUGAUGGAUUCAUAGCCAGUUUGAGACGUUUUACUGGUAGACGGGGUAAGCCCAGUACGAUCUGUUGCAACAACGGUCGCAAUUUUGUUGGAGCCUGUCGUGAAUUGGAGGAACUGCGAACACUGUUCCAGACUCAACGCCACCAAAGUGCCGUGACUGAUGAAGGCAAUGUCAACGGCAUACAGUUUCGUUUCAUCGCUCCCCGCUCACCAUAUUUGGGCGGAAUUUGGGAAGCUGCCGUAAAAUCGAUGAAGCUACACCUACGCCGCACUCUCGGGAACGCAAUGCUCACCGAGACCGAAUUCGUAACUGCUCUUAUUCAAGUGGAAGCAACACUAAACUCUCGUCCCAUAACUCCAAUGUCGGAGGACCCACAGGGUCUGCCAACCAGGAAAUGCCCCGGGGUCUCCAACCAUCGACCCCGGGGCAUUUCCUGGUUGGCAGACCGCUGA